AUGUAUUGGUGGACUUCUAUAGUCCAAGAGAGACUAAGAAGUAAUGGACCUUCAAUUGAAUAUUGGAAUGAUCUUAAGUCAGCCCUUAGGAGGAGACACAUUCCCUCCUACUACAAUAGGGAGCUCAUGAACAAGCUCCAAAGACUCCAACAAAGAAAUAUGUAUGUGGAAGAAUAUAGGCAGAAAAUGGAGUUACUUAUGAUGAGGGCGAGAAUAAUUGAGGAAGAGUCCAUUACCAUUUCUAGAUUCUUAAGUGGCUUAAACCUUGAUAUAAGAGAUAGAGUUGAGCUUCUACCUUACCAAGAUUUGAAUGAUUUGGUGCAAAUAUGCAUUAAGGUAGAACACCAAAAUUUGAGAAAAUCUUUUUCAAAAAGAAAUCAAGCUCAAACUAACUCUUAUGUUAAGAAGGAUUUUAAGAAAGAAGAGAAAAAGGAAGAGCCACCUAGGAAUCCAGGAAAAGGAACACUCACAUGUACUGCCACAUCUCUUGAGCUUAAGAAUCUACCUCCUAAAAUUGAAAAUCUUUUGAAAGAGUUUGAGAAUAUAUUCCUUAAGGAAGGGCCUGUUGGGCUUCCUCCCUUUAGAAGAAUUGAACAUCAAAUAGAUUUAGUGCCUGGGGCUAGUCUACCAAAUAGACCAACCUAUAGGACAAAUCCUCAAGAAACAAAGGAGAUAGAGUCUCAAGUCCAAGAGUUGUUGGAGAAAGGUUGGGUUCAAAAGAGCCUUAGCCCUUGUGUUGUGCCUGUUUUGUUAGUACCUAAAAAGGAUGGGAAAUGGAGAAUGUGUUGUGAUUGUAGAGCCAUAAAUAACAUCACCAUUAAAUAUAGGCAUCCCAUUCCUAGGCUUGAUGACAUGCUUGAUGAAUUGCAUGGGUCUCUCAUGUUUUCUAAAAUUGAUCUAAAGAGUGGUUAUCACCAAAUAAGAAUCAAAGAAGGUGAUGAGUGGAAAACCGCUUUUAAGACCAAAUUUAGAUUAUAUGAGUGGUUGGUGAUGCCCUUUGGGCUUACUAAUGCACCUAGCACAUUCAUGAGGCUAAUGAAUCACGUUCUUAGAGAGUGCAUAGGAACUGUUAUUUUCUUAGGUUUUGUAGUAAAUAAAAAUGGGGUCCAUGUUGACCCUACAAAAAUAAAGGCCAUCCAAGAAUGGCUUACUCCUAAAAAUGGCCAACACAAGCUGAAUAAAAGACAUGUGAAGUGGAUGGAAUUCUUGGAACAAUUUUCUUAUGUGAUAAAGUACAAGAAGGGCAAAAAUAAUGUGGUGGUUGAUGCCUUGUAUAGAAGGCACACUUUGUUUUCAAAAUUGGGAGCCCAAAUUCUUGGAUUUGAUCACAUUCCAGAAAUGUAUAAUCAAGAUUCUGAGUUUUCCUCUACUUAUGCUGAAUUUAUGAAAAGACAUCAAGGAGGUUUCUAUGUGAAUGAGAGGUAUUUGUUUAAAGAAGGAAAAAUUUGUAUUUCCCAAGGUUCACAAAGAAAACUCCUUGUUCAAGAAACACAUGAAAGGGGAUUAAUGGGUCAUUUUGGGGUAGAAAAAACCUAG
Vigna unguiculata (cowpea) is the source of this 1536-nucleotide messenger RNA. NCBI's taxonomy places the organism in Eukaryota, Viridiplantae, Streptophyta, Magnoliopsida, Fabales, Fabaceae. The record is from RefSeq and is a predicted model, not a curated record.